AUGGCAGCGGCCAGGCUCCUGCCACCACCAGCAGGACCCCAGCCCCUGUCAUUCCAGGCCAAGGUGACCUUUGAGGAUGUGGCCGUGCUCCUCUCCCAGGAGGAAUGGGACCGCCUGGGCCCUGCUCAGCGGGGCCUCUACCGACACGUGAUGAUGGAGACCUAUGGGAACGUGGUAUCACUGGGACUUCCAGGAUCAAAGCCCAAUGUGAUCUCUCAGCUGGAGCGAGGAGAAGAGCCAUGGGUCCUGGAUGGGCAAGGGGCUGAGGAGUCUAGGGGCCUGGGGAGUGGCCAUUCAGACAACUACAGACAUGACCACAUGACAGCUCGUAUGCGACAAGACAGUUCACCCUGUCCGUGGGAAUAUGAAAACAAGGGAGAGAACCAAAAUAGGGAUUUGAGUCUGAAGCCAUUUAUUUCAGAGGAAGUAUCAGUGAUUCUGGGGGAAACAUCCACAGGAUGGAUUGAUCAAAGACGUUAUGAACGUGAUCAGAGCUUCUGUGUGAGUCCAAGUCCCGUCGGCCGGCCUGAAGCUCAGGUCUUGAGCCAGAGUGUGCCUCUCCCUCAGCAUCAGGCUGUUCCCAGUGGGGAGAGACCCUACAGGUGCACCGAGUGUGGGAAAUGCUUUGGCCGGAGCUCUCAUCUGCUGCAGCAUCAGAGAACCCACACUGGAGAGAAGCCCUACGUGUGCGGCGUUUGUGGGAAGGCCUUCAGCCAGAGCUCCGUCCUCAGCAAACACAGGAGAAUCCACACGGGCGAGAAGCCCUACGAGUGUAACGAAUGCGGAAAGGCCUUUCGGGUGAGCUCGGAUCUCGCUCAGCAUCAUAAGAUCCACACGGGGGAGAAGCCCCACGAGUGUCUGGAGUGCCGGAAGGCGUUCACGCAGCUCUCGCACCUCAUCCAGCACCAACGGAUCCACACCGGCGAGCGGCCGUACGUGUGCCCGCUGUGCGGGAAGGCCUUCAACCACAGCACGGUUCUGCGCAGCCACCAGCGCGUGCACACCGGGGAGAAGCCGCACGAGUGCGCGCAGUGCGGCCGCGCCUUCAGCGUCAAGAGGACUCUCCUGCAGCACCAGCGCGUGCACACGGGAGAGAAGCCCUACACGUGCAGCGAGUGCGGCCGCGCCUUCAGCGACCGCUCGGUGCUCAUCCAGCACCACAACGUGCACACCGGCGAGAAGCCGUACGAGUGCGGCGAGUGUGGCAAGGCCUUCAGCCACCGCUCGACGCUCAUGAACCACGAGCGCAUCCACACGGAGGAGAAGCCGUACGGCUGCUACGCGUGCGGAAAGGCCUUCGUGCAGCACUCGCACCUGACGCAGCACCAGCGCGUGCACACUGGGGAGAAGCCCUACGUGUGCGGCGAGUGCGGGCACGCCUUCAGCGCCCGCCGGUCUCUGGUGCAGCACGAGAGGAUCCACACCGGCGAGAGGCCGUUCCGCUGUGCGCAGUGCGGCAAGGCCUUCAGCCUGAAGGCGACUCUGAUCGUGCACCUGCGGACCCACACCGGCGAGCGGCCCUACGAGUGCAGCCGCUGCGGCAAGGCCUUCAGCCAGUACUCGGUGCUCAUCCAGCACCAGAGGAUCCACACGGGCGAGCGGCCCUACGAGUGUGGCGAGUGCGGCCGCGCCUUCAACCAGCACGGGCACCUGAUCCAGCACCAGAAGGUGCACAGGAAGCUGUGA
This is a messenger RNA of Odobenus rosmarus divergens (Pacific walrus), 1686 nucleotides long. RefSeq names its product zinc finger protein 250 (gene ZNF250). The transcript is spliced from 5 exons. Bases 1 to 1686 code for a protein of 561 amino acids. The record is from RefSeq and is a predicted model, not a curated record. Gene Ontology annotation, biological process: negative regulation of transcription by RNA polymerase II; regulation of immune system process; regulation of cytokine production. Lineage: Eukaryota; Metazoa; Chordata; Mammalia; Carnivora; Odobenidae.